Molecule: messenger RNA, 954 nt
Organism: Clarias gariepinus (North African catfish)
Lineage: Eukaryota; Metazoa; Chordata; Actinopteri; Siluriformes; Clariidae
Exons: 2
Coding region: 192-944 (250 amino acids)
Source: RefSeq, a predicted model, not a curated record
AUUUCCCAUAAUCCCCUACAGAAACCGCUGAACGGCAGGUCGUUGUUAUAAUCAUCGCCGCUGAAAGUGAAGAGGUCAUCGCUAACAGACCAGGUGUUGUUAAACUCCACAGUCUCAGAUCAGCAUCAACGCGUGGGGCAAGUUUAAAGUAAAAUAAUAAAAUAAAAAUUGUAAACAUUUUAUAUGACAGAAUGGAGGUAAUUGAGUCGAUAGUCACCGACAGCAUCGAGGUGGAAAAUACAACCAGCACAGUUUCAACGCUGGACACCGAUAAGUCCAAAACAGAGUUCGUGUGGACGUUACAGGCCACGUGGCACUUGGUGCACGUCCGUCUGGACAUGGAGGCGGAGUUCGAUCAGCCCGUGUGUAAGAAGAAGAGGCUGUGGGAGAGCGCGGCCGAGCGAGUGACGGCCAGGUUAAGAGCCGAAGGUUACGCCGACGUGCCGGCCCGAGCCUUCGAGUGCGACCUGAAGUGGAGGAACAUGUUAGCGACGUACAGGAAGAACGCGGAGCGCGCUAAGCGCCUGGGACUCCACGCCGUGCACUGGGAGUUCUUCAGGGCCAUGCACGAGGUUCUCGGCCGCAGCUACGAGGAGGUCGAGGCUCAGCGCAAAACCAAGCUGAGCAACACCAAGCUAGAGAUAGCCAUGGCAAAUAAACGCUACACGCCCAUCCUUCCCACGCCCACCCUCACAGCCCCCGCCCCCGCCCCUGCACCUACCCCUGCCCCCACCCGGCCUCCCCAGGACGUUCUGCAACUUUAUCUGGAGCUCCAGGAGCGCAAGCUGAACAUGUGGGCUCAGCAGAAAGCGCUGGAGGAGAGAAAGAUCGAAGCCAUCAACAACCUGGCACGUGCCAUCAGCAGCCUGGCGCAGGACGCAGCGACCACGCCCAAAAAUGACGCCGUCUCAGAUGCACUCGCCUCCCUGUCCGCCCAGCAUUAAAGACUCACGU